GGGGGCGGUACCGGAUCAGAGCCGGGCUCGCCCACAACGUCGUGAGCAAGUGGGAUCUUGUUUGUGACUCUUCCUGGAAAGUCCAUAUUGCUAAAUUCUCUCUACUAGUAGGAUUAAUCUUUGGCUACUUGAUAACAGGAUGUAUAGCUGACUGGGUUGGUCGACGGCCAGUGCUACUCUCUUCAGUUAUAUUCAUUCUGAUCUUUGGACUGACUGUGGCUCUUUCAGUAAACGUGACAAUGUUCAGCACACUCCGAUUUUUUGAAGGGUUUUGCUUGGCUGGAAUAAUCCUAUCCCUGUACGCACUACGAAUAGAACUUUGUCCUCCUGGGCACCGAUUUAUGGUCACCAUGGUGGCAAGCUUCAUUGCAAUGGCAGGACAGUUCCUCAUGCCAGGCUUGGCUGCCCUCUGCAGAGACUGUAUUUUCCCAGAGUCCCUUCGGUGGCUGAUGGCUACCCAACAGUUUGAGGCGUCCAAGAAACUUAUCCUUCACUUCACUAACAAAAACAGGAUGAACACUGAAAGUGAUAUCAAAGGAGUGAUGCCAGAGCUGGAGAAGGAGCUUACCAGGAGGCCCAAGAAGGUCUGCAUUGUUAAAGUGGUGGGAACCAGGAACCUGUGGAAAAACAUUGUAGUAUUGUGUGUGAACUCGCUGACAGGGUUUGGGAUACACCACUGCUUUGCAAAAAGCAUGAUGGGUCAUGAAGUGAAGAUGGCGAUCACCCACAAUUUCUAUGCGGACUACUACACCAUGGCAGGGAUUGCUUUAGCUUCCUGCCUAGCUAUGUGCCCCGUCGUUGGGUUUCUAGGGCGAAGAGGAGGACUGCUGCUGUUCAUGAUUCUGACAGCUUUGGCAUCGCUUCUACAGUUAGGCCUUCUCAACUUGAUUGGAAAAUAUAGUCAACUCCCAGACUCAGGUAUGAGUGACAGCGUCAAGGACAAAUUCUCUACUGCGUUUUCCAUUGUGGGUAUGUUUUCUUCGCAUGCUGUUGGAAGUCUUAGUGUUUUCUUCUGUGCUGAAAUCACACCAACAGUAAUAAGGGGAGGUGGACUAGGACUUGUCCUGGCCAGCGCAGGCUUUGGUAUGCUGACUGCACCUAUAAUGGAGCUCCAUAACCAGAAAGGCUACUUUCUGCACCACGUGAUCUUCGCCUGCUGUACGCUCAUUUGCAUCAUCUGUAUUCUUCUCUUGCCGGAAAGCAAGAACCAAAACCUGCCUGAGAACAUUCCAGAUGGCGAACACUACACCAGAAAGCCCCUCCUGCCACACAAGAAAGGGGAGCAGCCCCUGCUUCUGACAAACUCUGAACUCAAGGAUUACUCCGGCCUCCAUGAUUCAUCAGCUGUGGUCGAUGGGGUAUCCGAGAAUACCACCGCCAAUGGGGUGAAAUCUAUGUAAUGGGGCAGAUUUUUUUUUAAUUAUUAUUUUUAUUUUUUUGGGGAGAAGGAGCACUUUGGGUGGGGUGUUUUGCACAGGUUUGCAGACCAUUAAUGGAACAGAUGGAUACAUGGGGGAAUUCAACUCUGCUGGUAAAGCCACUUUCCGUAGGAAUUAUCAACUGGUGUGCAAAUUUCUUUUGAAAAGGUUAUGGGGGAAAAUAAUGCACCUAAGAACAGAACUGGCUGGAGAUAACUCUUCAAACCCUUUCUUUCCUGGAAUUGAAUGUUUAUAUUUAUUUUGAUGAUCACUUUAAAGAAGCACUUUAUUCCCUUUUCCUUUCAUUGAUCACAUGAAUGAAGCCAUCUUCUUUCAAGAAAAAAGAAAUUGUGUAAUGUUUUUUGUUUAUCGUUUUUGUUUUUUGUGCUUUGUUAAAGGAAAAGAGGUAUCUCUGCUGCAAAGUUGAAUCCACUGAAACUCAGGCUAGCGCAACAUUAGUUCUACCUAUCUAGAAAGUUCGAAUCCCCUAGGUUGCCAGCUGUGUUUAUAUAAACAACAAAAAGCCUGUCGUGACUCAAAGUUUGACUGCAUUUUAUUUAGUAUAAAUUAGGUUUUGAUAGAGUGCCCAUAUGCAUUAAAUGUUAUUUUCUAAAUUAAAGUAGAGGAGUUUAUUUUUUGUUUUGCUGUUAAAGCAGUCAGCAAAAUGCUACACAAGAAAGCUUAGCUUUUCUAUCAAGGAUCAGCCUUUUACAUUUUAAAUAUCACAUUCAGCUCUUUAGAGAUUUCCUUCAAGUUAUUAAUAAUAUAAACAACUUUAAAUGAGUUGACCAACAGUGGUAAAAUUACAGUUUUGCCAAGAAUAGUUUUAACUAACAGGAGAUCCAAUACUUGUAUCCAGUGUUCCAGAAGAAUAUUUUUGGUCAAAGGAGACAAAAUGUUAGUAUUCUCUGCAAUCUGAAAUGCUUGCUCCAAAAGGGAGUUCAGAUGAAAUUUCUACUCAUACAAGAGCUAUGACUUUGCAUGCCCAAAUUGUUUAAAGCCUUAAAUCCUAUUCUUAUUUAAAUGGAUAAAUAUUUCAGUGACUGUUAGAAGGAAAGGGAAUGAACUGAUUAUUUGAAUAAAUACUGACAGUGGGGGGAAAACAGCUGUUUAAAAUGUUACUUAAGUAGAGGUCAAGGGGGCACUCCCUAUGAAAUGGGUUAUCUUUAAAAAUACAAUUUUAAAAUUGUCCUAUAUAAGCCAGAAUUGUGAUUACUAUAUAUUCUGUUGUCUACUGUUUGCUAUUUCUGUCCCAAGAAUUUAUAAUGAAUUGCCACUUUAAUCCCACCAAAAAUGGGCUCUUGUAGACUCUCCCUUAAAAAAAAAA
Messenger RNA from Pelodiscus sinensis (Chinese soft-shelled turtle), 2745 nucleotides. Lineage: Eukaryota; Metazoa; Chordata; Testudines; Trionychidae. The record is from RefSeq and is a predicted model, not a curated record.